CUCAUUCCGGUAUUGACUGGUACUUGCUGACCAUGAGGUGCAGAAACAAUGUCACAAGUCCCCAAAUUUGGCAGCUUCCGGCCAAAGGGUACUAAAACUGGCGACGACCAGCAGCAUAGAGCCCCAGAGCAGGCAGAGUCCGGCUCUGAGGGCCAUCAGCCACACGACGAACUUUCUGCGCGCAAAACGUCUAAUUCACGAUCGUUAGCAAAGCACAGUGACCGCCUUUCGAAAUCAAAUCAUAGCUAUCAUCAUCGCCACAGAGAGAGACCGCAGUCUGCGUCUUCAUCAAGCCACCUUUUAGUAUCUCAGAGUCUGAAUGUCGAUUCGGGAGAAGUUUUUACCGACAAGCAUUUCAUCGUUGACACCCGUGGAGAUGCGAAGAACGCCGAGUACGGCAGUCUCCACCGCUAUAGUGUCCCUACAUACCAUCGCAUUGGCUACGGCCGACUGGUAGGUGCGCCGCCUGCUGCCAAGCUUGACCGUGAGCAGAGUAGUACGACACAAGCAGUCUUGACGAUUGAUCGUCAAAAUCAGACGGACCGUCCUUUGAGGUCUCGGAGCUUGACAUUCCCGCGAGAACGCCGUAUCCACGUUGUUGCACGAGAUGGUUCUGAUACCGAUAUCGAGCUUCAAGCCGACUACAUCACGCUGUCGCAAGCGCUUCUCAAGAGAAAGCGAGGCUCAGAGUCACCAGAUGCAAGUGUCGAAGCGGUCAGUUACCGCUCAAUCUAUGGUAAGGCUACUACUCGGAGCGAAGUAUCCGACAACCAUGAUCUGAGCGACCUCUCGGAGCUUGAAGGCGAGAGUCGCACUACUCAGGCAGAGUCGCAAGCACGCGAAGAGCAUACGGCUUUGCUCAGGCGCACGAAGGACAACCCAGCUGAUGCCAAUACUUGGUUUGCAUUGAUCGACCAUCAGGUCUCCGUAGUAAAGCCUGGUCGUGUUGACGAACCACUGACAGCCGGUGAGCGUCGUACUCUUGCCGAGAUCCGCUUGACGAUACACGAACAAGCUCUUAAGCACUGCAAGGACUUGUCCGAACGUGAGAAGCUAUUGCUAGGCAUGCUUGAGCACGGUCGCAUAGUCUGGGAUGCCGCUAAGCUGGAAACGAAGUGGAACGAAGCAUUCCGACAGUGCCCAACAAGCGUCCAGCUAUGGUUGAGGUAUCUCGAUCAUGUGCAAACCGCGCAAACAAACUUCCGCUUCGACACUGUCAAAGCUGCAUACAUUCGCUGUCUUGACAGCUUGCGCGACGUCAAACCGAUAGCCGCAAUAGACGCAGAUGAUAAACCCGGCGUCGCCAGGUUUCACGUUCUGCUUCGACUUACUUGCUUCCUCCGCGAUGCUGGUCACGAUGAGCAGGCCUUCGCGCUGUGGCAGGCGAUACUGGAGUACCACUUCUUCAAACCGCCUGACGUGCGGGACAGAGAGAUAGAAUUAGGACUGCUCGAGGCGUUCUGGGAGGCGGAUGUUCCCCGCAUAGGAGAAGAAGGUGCGCGUGGAUGGAAAGAGUACGCCAUGACCCGGUACAAGACCGCUCGCAAGCCUUCCAGCGGCGUUGAAUGUUCUCCACCCAGCAGUGACCCGCUUCGAGGCUUCAUUGACGCCGAGACCGCAAGCCUCAGCAAGGUGCACCUGCCUGCUGCCACGAAUGAAGACGAUAGCACAGAUGAUCCGUUCAAGUAUGUGAUGUUCUCUGACCUGGAGCCUGUAUUGCGGCCCGGACUGCAUGAUUUGCCGUCGCCAGCCGUCGUAGAUGCUUUUCUGGCCUUCAUGCAGCUUCCACCUAUAGCGUAUACGAAGGAGCACGCUUGGCACAUCGACCAGUUCGUACGAACGAGCGCCAACACUAACAAGUCAUCGGUAAUCAACGAGUUGUUCACGUCAUACUCGUUGUUCGAACGCGCAUUCGAGGACUGCCCUUCGCUUGUUGAUCCAGAGAAAGUCCAGUUUGUGGAGAGGGUCUUGGAGGCGUUAAUCGUGGCACAGCCGGAGAACGACACUCUUACAGAAUAUUAUAUUGCUUACAAACUCCACGCCCAACCCAAGGAAGCAGUCAAGUUGUGCAAAAGGCUACUGAAACAGAGACCUUCCAGUCUGCGUUUAUAUAAUGCUUACGCACUGGUCGAGGUGAAGCUCGGCUGCAUGGAGAAGGCAGCACGAGUAUGGUCUGCAGCACUUAAGAUGAGCAUCAGUCUAGGCGUCGACGGCAAAGAUGAAGCCGUUCGAUUGUGGCACUGUUGGGUUAUGAGUCGAAAGCACCAGCUUACGGACGAGAAAGGAGCGUUGCAAUGCUUGCUUGCGGUGUGCGAAGAUUUACCGGGCGACGUCGCCAUCGAACCCGACAAUGGAAUGGACAUGGAGAUUCCCGCCGCUCAGAAGCUGAGAGCUAGGCAGCACUUCGAAGCUGCAUGGGAACGUCUCGCGCACAAACGCAAGCUCGAACUCGCUGUUCUUACCGCCGAAUGCCAUAUUUGCUACACUUACCUCAUAGGCGGUCACUCGAUUGAAGCGGCCGUGAACUUGACAGGGAAAUACAGCGACCGCUUGAGUAGAGCGAAUGCACCGCAAACCGCACACGCACUCCUACUCCAAGCACAAGCACGCCUAAUCCAACACCACAUCAAGCGACACCGACCCUACCGCCCCGCACUCCUGCGUUCGGUGCUCGAGGAGAGCGUCCGCUCGUUCCCACAUGAUAGCCUACUACUCUACGGCUAUAUCCGCAACGAAGCGCACUUCCGCCUCCAGGACCGCAUCCGCCUUUCACUUCGCGAAGAUCUGCUGACCGGUCGUGAUGCGAGUAUAGUCGGCUGCUCUAUUGCGAUCAAUGAAGAAGUGCGACGGUUCCGUGAGCAGACGGUGGGUGCGACGCAGAAUGCUGUGCGUGCUCUCUUCACGCGCGCGCUGGUGUCUCCGGAUAGCGGAGUCAAGCAUUCAAUCGUGUUGUGGACGGCGUGGUUCGAGUUUGAGCUUUCAUUGUGUGAGGAGUCUACGGGGGGUAAUGGGCAAGAACAGGCAUUGAGGAGAGCCAAGCAAGUGUUUCUGGAUGGGGUACGCUGUUUGCCGUGGUACAAGGGGUGGAUUGUGAGGGGGAUGCGGGCUUUUGCGGUGAAGGGCUGGAUGACUGAUGAUGAGUUACGGCAAUUGUAUGAUGUGUUGAUGGAGAGGGAGCUGCGGGUAAGGACGUCGACUGAGAUGCUUGAUGAGAUAUGACCAUCGCUAGCGUCUGUUCGUUCAGACCACCUAUCGUGGCAUACGACGAAAUGCUGUGAUCUCUAUGCUUACGCUGGGCUAUGGCUUCAUGGACAAGCAACCAACGAUCAACACUGAUGUACGACGACGUCACCGUGCAUUCGCUCGCGCGUCUGGGGCGCGUGCUUGAAAGCUGGUGACGCCACACUGUCGCAAACCAGCCACAGCUUUAUUCGCAGGCGUUUGCACCAAGAC
Molecule: messenger RNA, 3453 nt
Organism: Baudoinia panamericana UAMH 10762
Lineage: Eukaryota; Fungi; Ascomycota; Dothideomycetes; Mycosphaerellales; Teratosphaeriaceae
Exons: 1
Coding region: 49-3219 (1056 amino acids)
Biological process (GO): negative regulation of RNA catabolic process; regulatory ncRNA-mediated post-transcriptional gene silencing; RNA processing
Cellular component (GO): catalytic step 2 spliceosome
Molecular function (GO): protein binding
Source: RefSeq, a predicted model, not a curated record